AUGCCCGACGCUAAGCGAUCUGUCGACUCGGCUAGGUUGGAAAUCAUACUCAUCGCCAUUGUGGUCUUCGUACUCGUCUUGCUCCUCGCUGUCUUCAUCGUAAUUGGCGCCGGCUACAGAACACCUCGAGGGACUCGAGAUGCUAAGAACGGACAGCGUGAGACGCACUGGAAUAUGUUGCACCAGGCAGAUCAAGGAGAUGGAACAUAUCAUGACCAUGAGGCUUCAUUCAUCAAGAGUGUCCGAAGGCGAAGCCAGUCUUUGGCUGAAGAGCUCCGCUUGGAGCUGAUUAACCUAAAACGCAACCUAUCUUUACUUACAAUCCCCUCGAGGAGCCGGCUGGAAAACACAAACACAAGCGGAGCGCGAAGAUUUAGCAUUGACCAGUUACUGAGUUUCUCCACGAAUAGCUCAGAAUUAGUCACAGACUGUGAGAGCUGCUUUGAGUACCUGGACUCCCCGCUGUCCGCAACAGGAAGGGACGAGGACGCUAUGGGGACACAGAGAAGGCAGAUUCGACCAACGAUGAACGCAGCAACAUAUGAGGAGGCGCAACAGUGGGACAGCCCCUUGUUGUAGACUACAGGG
Fusarium odoratissimum NRRL 54006 is the source of this 588-nucleotide messenger RNA. RefSeq lists its product as uncharacterized. The transcript has a single exon. NCBI's taxonomy places the organism in Eukaryota, Fungi, Ascomycota, Sordariomycetes, Hypocreales, Nectriaceae. Bases 1 to 579 code for a protein of 192 amino acids. The record is from RefSeq and is a predicted model, not a curated record.